Molecule: messenger RNA, 2618 nt
Organism: Stylophora pistillata
Lineage: Eukaryota; Metazoa; Cnidaria; Anthozoa; Scleractinia; Pocilloporidae
Product: mitochondrial import inner membrane translocase subunit Tim23
Biological process (GO): protein import into mitochondrial matrix
Cellular component (GO): TIM23 mitochondrial import inner membrane translocase complex
Molecular function (GO): transmembrane protein transporter activity
Source: RefSeq, a predicted model, not a curated record
AAACAAACAAAAGAAUCCAAGACUGCAUUAUGUGAUGUUUUUUGUUUCAUUGAGAAGAUCCCUGAGAUGAUCAGCAGGAAUCACAUGCCACCAUGGAAUUACUGUAUAUUUUACGACAAUAUUGGGUUGUUGGAUAGUGAUGGUUAAUCUCUGGUAGCUGAUGGACAGAUAAAUAUCGGGCAGUUACGUGUGGUUCUUUAUUGCACUUGGAAACAGGACCUUGGAUGAUUAACAGCAGCCCUGCAGUGACCUGUCUGGUCGUUGGUUAAUCCCUGUCCUUUGUCACCAUCACCUAUCUUCUCUGUGCUCAUUGGUGCGUAUGCUGCCAAACAGCUCCGUCAGACACUGCAAUGCAGUGUUCCUCUACAAAGUCUUGGAUCAACCCUGUCUUCACUGCUCUUCAAUAAUAGACAGAUUGAUAAUCUACCAAAAUGGUACUAGAAAGAAGCACAUCUACAGACCUACAGACAAGUUGUAGUACAGAGGAAGGGCUGAAUUCCUUGUUGUGCAAAUAACAGUUUGCAAGACAAGUAUCUCAUCAUUUAAUUACUUUGUUUCAACAUUAUUCCUUGAGGUUUUCUUUGGUUUAUAACAAAGUGUGAAUCAAUAGAGGGCUGUAUAUUACCCAUCUUUCAUGUAAACACUGAGUUACUUGAGAAGUUCUUCUUCCAUAAUGUCACUGACACUUAUUUGGAAUAAAUUGACAUAGUAAUGUAUAUUUUUAUAUACAGGAUUAGGGUUAAUUGGGUUUUGAAAGAUUUGAACAAUUGUUCUGACAAUAACUCAUCCUUUUUUUAUAUAAAUAAGAAAAUGGUACUUUUAACUAUUUACUGAAAGGGGCCUAUGUGGUGCCCACUAAUUAAUUUUCAUAAUUGAUCGUUUUCACUGUUACACAUCGAGAGAAAGAAAUUCAGUACAUAAGGUUCAGAAAUUCCAAUGUUAUAGGAGAUAGGUUAAGAAAGCACUUGUCCGAGUUUUAGGUCUCUUUGUUUUGCCAAACUUAAGAUGUUCAUCGAAAUGUUUCACAUAUAUUUACAGAGCCCAGUAUGGAGCCACCACGUUGGUGGAUAUCUUUGGUACACCAACAUGGCAGUCAGAAAUAAUGUAAAACAUCUUGAACUUACUUUGGUUAUCUAGCCAACUGAUUAUCUAAACCAAACCAACAAAAACUAUUUCUAACACUUAAUUCCCUAAAAAAGCUAAAAAUUACUAGAUAAAUUUAUAUCUUUUGACAGAUGUGAUCAGAGCUGUAUGUUGUGCAACCACCAUAACUCUGAACUUCAAACUGUGCUUGUUUCCAAACGAAGCAUGCUAUCAAGUUGAAAGUUAAAAAAUAGAUACAAAUCCAGAUCCCCUUAUGCCUAAUGAGGAAAAAAGUUUUUGUGGCUCUAUAUUUUUGGGUUCUCAAAUUUGAAGACGUUAUGUGAAAAUCAAUUUUAAAAUAAAAAAGAUAUGCAUACAUCUUCAUUCAUAUAGUUCCCAGAUCUCUCGUCCUAUUGCGUAAUACAGUACACGCAUGCGCGGCAAAGAUCGCACGAGGUUGCGUAGUGAGUUUAGUACGAUCUCUUCGAUCGUUUCCUUCUGUAGAUUUUCAUCGUAACUAUGAACUACGCUGACCAAGGUGGUGGACCUUCAGGGUACGAUCCGAGCACAGGAUAUUCUGUCAACAGAGGAGCAGGAUUGUCACCAUAUCUGAAUAUUGAUCCAACAUAUCUGAAUCAGGGGGGUGCAGAGUUUGUCUUCCCUUCAGACAGUAAAAAGAAAAGAAGUUUGGGCGAGCAAAUGUUCACUGGGGUUGGAACAUCAUACAUGUGUGGGUUGGCUGUUGGUGGAACAUGGGGUCUAUAUGAAGGUCUGCGAAAUCCAGAUGGAAAAACUAUGAAGCUUAGAAUAAACAGUGUGUUAAAUGGUUGCACAAGGAGAGGUCCAUCAUUUGGAAACAGUUUGGGAGUCAUAGCUGUCAUGUACUGCAGUUUAGAAGCAUUAAUAAACAAGGCGCGAGGUGGAGAGGAAGAUGAAUUCAAUUCUAUUGGUGCCGCUACCCUUGCAGGAAUGAUUUUCAAAUCAACAGCUGGUUUGCGACCCAUCGCCAUUGCAGGUGCUGUGGGAGGAAGCUUGGCAGCAGGAUAUCAUUUUGGGCAAAAGCUGCUGACCAGCAGAGGACAUACAAUUUCAACACCUAACUGGGCAUAGCCUUGUUUUCAAUCUAGGUUCUUCUUUUCUGUUGAUGAUGCUUUGACCCUUGUACAAAUAUCAGAAAGUGAGCUGAAAAUGGCCGUUUAGUGUUGCACCAAAGAAAUGCUAAGGAGAGAAGACUUUGGUUUAUUUAUGUUAGCUUUGCUUGCUAUGCAAUUUGAGGGCACUUGUUCCAUGUUAAGGUCAGCGUUCAACAAUAUUACAAACAUGACAUUUACCAGCCAGGGUAUAUCCUGGAAAUGUUCAGAAAAUUAAAAGGCCAUGGAUGUUGCUUAUGAACUGUACAUGCAGCAACGCAACAGAUAUGACCAAGCUGAAGGUUUGAAUGUUGUACAGACAGAGGACUGGACCUGGGUUUUAAUUGUUACAUUGCAGAAAUUAAUAUUACAACAAAUAAAUAUCUUUCCAGUUAAAAAACAAAA